This is a messenger RNA of Hyalella azteca, 2312 nucleotides long. RefSeq names its product protein O-mannosyl-transferase 2. The record is from RefSeq and is a predicted model, not a curated record. The transcript is spliced from 17 exons. The annotation marks the transcript as partial. Gene Ontology annotation, biological process: protein O-linked glycosylation via mannose. NCBI's taxonomy places the organism in Eukaryota, Metazoa, Arthropoda, Malacostraca, Amphipoda, Hyalellidae. Gene Ontology annotation, molecular function: dolichyl-phosphate-mannose-protein mannosyltransferase activity. Gene Ontology annotation, cellular component: membrane; endoplasmic reticulum.
AUCUGGCCACUGGCCAGUUGCCGCUCGGUAAUGCAACGGGGUGGUUGUGAUGUUUAGUUCUGCUAAUAUCAAAAUUUAUUCUCUACGGUGAAUUACUUUGAUCACAUGAAUGUUCUUCUUGUCAAAAUCUGCUUGUAAUGUAGAGUAAUUCUCCACUGAUUUCAACAAAGCUCAACUUUUCAUACAAGUUAUAUUUUGACGGUCAGAUAAAUAAAAGUCAGCUUUCUAGAUAUUCAGGGUAAAGAAAUGGGUCCAAAGAAGUUGUCCGACGAAAAAAUAAAGGGAACAAGAAUUAGGUCAAAAGAGGCUGACGGACUAGAACUAAUUGUUGAUGAAUUUCGCCAGGGCUCCAACUCGAGAGUGUGGUGGACAGUUUUCUCAGUGAUCUGCAUCCUUGCCAUCGUGACUCGCUUCUACAAAGUCACUGAGCCUGAUCAUGUGGUUUGGGACGAGACACAUUUCGGCAAGUUCGGUAGCUGGUACAUCAACCGGACUUUCUUCUUCGACGUUCAUCCUCCUCUUGGCAAGUGCUGCACGGCAAUGGGCGCGUCGCUGGUGCCGUUCUCGUUCAUGACGCUGUGGGAGAUGACGCACUCCCUGCCUGCUGCCACCUUCGGGGCCGCCCUCAUCCUCGCAGACGGAGGUUUCUUGACGCUGACGCAGUACAUCCUCCUGGACCCGCCGCUGCUCUUCUUCAUCAUGGCUUCCGUCGCCACGGCCGCGAGGUUCAAUUCUUAUCGAGACAAACCAUUCAGCUUGGGCUGGUGGGGCUGGCUGCUGCUGACCGGAGUGUCUCUGUCAGGGUCUGUGAGCGUCAAGUUUGUGGGUCUGUUCGUUGUGCUCUACGUGGGCUGCCACACCAUCGCCCAACUCUGGCACAUCUACGGCAACCUCAACAACCCUAUGUCGUUGGUGCUGAAGCACUUCGUGGCCCGCGCGUUGUGCCUCAUCCUGCUGCCCAUUGUGCUCUACUUGAAUUGGUUUAAUUUGUUGCCGCAGUCGUUGGUGCUGAAGCACUUCGUGGCCCGCGCGUUGUGUCUCAUCCUGCUGCCCAUUGUGCUCUACUUGGUAUACUUCUACAUCCACCUCUCCGUGCUCAACAAAACUGGCAAUGGCGACGGUUUCUACAGUUCGGCAUUCCAGUCACAGCUUGAGGGCAACCCGCUGCACAAUGCCAGCAUGCCUCUCGAGCUGGCAUAUGGCGCGGAGAUCACGCUGAAGUCUCAGCGCAACGGAGGCGGUUACCUGCACUCUCACCUGCACCUCUACCCUGAGGAUAAGGCGUAUGCUCACCAGCAGCAGAUCACCACUUACUCCCACAAGGACAUCAAUAAUAGAUGGAUCGUGAAGAAGGCAGACUCAGAACCUCUAGACUGGGACGACGAGAAGGAAGUUCCGGAGAUCGUGAGGCACGGAGAUCUCAUCCGCCUGGAGCACGUGCCCACGGGGCGCAACCUGCACUCACAUGCCUUGCCCGCCCCUGUCACCACCAGACACUACCAGGUCACCGGCUACGGAGAGAACGGACAAGGCGACCUGAACGACGUGUGGCGCGUCGAGAUAAUGAACGGCAAGACCGGCGACUCCGUGAAGACGCUCGUGAGCGUCCUGAAGCUGGUGCAUUCUCAGGUGCACUGCGCCCUGCACUCCUCCACUAAACAGCUCCCCAAGUGGGCGUACGAGCAGAUGGAGGUGACCUGCAAUCCCAACCUGCGCGAGGCCGACAACACCUGGAACAUCGAGGACAAUGUCUACCCUAAACUGCCGAACAGCUCGUUCGAAAUCUACGCUCCGUCGUUCCUGUCGAAGUUCCUGGAGGCCCACACGGUGAUGUUCCAGGGCAACGCUGGACUCAAGCCCAAGGAGGGCGAGGUCACGUCACAACCCUGGCAGUGGCCCAUCAACUACAGGAUGUUGAUCGGAGCGUUCGGUUACAUGACAGGCUACGACGGGGCCUUUGAUUUCAUCAAGCCUGGGGACAAGUACGAGAACGUCAGCUACGUGGGCAUGAGGGUGGUCAGUAGCUGCCUUAUUUUUUGCGCUUUACCAUUCAGCUUGGGCUGGUGGGGCUGGCUGCUGCUGACCGGAGUGUCGCUGUCAGGGUCUGUGAGCGUCAAGUUUGUGGGUCUGUUCGUUGUGCUCUACGUGGGCUGCCACACCAUCGCCCAACUCUGGCACAUCUACGGCAACCUCAACAACCCUAUGUCGUUGGUGCUGAAGCACUUCGUGGCCCGCGCGUUGUGUCUCAUCCUGCUGCCCAUUGUGCUCUACUUGGUAUACUUCUACAUCCACCUCUCCGUACUCAACAAAAC